Molecule: messenger RNA, 1503 nt
Organism: Bombus impatiens (common eastern bumble bee)
Lineage: Eukaryota; Metazoa; Arthropoda; Insecta; Hymenoptera; Apidae
Product: UPF0415 protein C7orf25 homolog
Exons: 4
Coding region: 108-1340 (410 amino acids)
Source: RefSeq, a predicted model, not a curated record
UGCUAACACUACGUUCGUCGAUCGUGGACUAUCCAAAAUUAUUAGAAUUACCACAGAAAAUAGAAUUUUUCAUGGCCAACUUGUCGAAAAUCGCUUAAUCCGGGAGGAUGGAGGAAAAGGCUGAGCUUUUAACAUGCAUCGAGGAAAAAAUAGAGAGUGGCAAAGCCACGAUAGACAGGCUGAAACUUGUGGGAAAGAUUGACGGGAUUGAAAAACUUAUACGAAAAAUUCAACAAGAAAUUAAGUUUUUAGAAAAGGUACAAUCUACAGGGAAUGUAAAGAAAGAACAUCUACAGAGUACAAAUUUGAUUCAUUUGAACGCAAUUGUAGCACGACUCUUCUGUGCUAAUGAACCUACCAAUGUUAUGAAACCCUUUAAGUAUCAGAAGUCACGCUUAGAGGUAGAUAUUGUAUGCAACGGUGGUGCGUCAUGGAUAAAAGUUAUUGCUAGAAAUGCUAGAGCUCUCACUAUGAUUUCAAUGGGUAAUGGAGAAUACGGGCAAAAGUCUGUGCUUGACCAAGCAAUGAGUUACUUGCGAUGCGCAAAGUGCUAUCCACAUUUGUAUAGGCCACCCGAUAUCGUAUUCCACUUUGCUUAUGGUAUAGAAAUUCCAUUAGCUACACGUUUGGAACGCAUGGGAAUAAUCGUUGAAGGGGAUAAAAUGCAGUGUGAAGAUGUAAAAAAUAUAGAUGUACAUGAUAGCGAGGACAGAUUUUCCACAUGGAUGUAUUCGUUAGAAUCUACCGAGGAGCCCUUGGAUGAAUAUAAAAAGAACAUAGAUUCAGAUUUAGAUACGUUAAAUACAUCUUUCCUUAAAACUGAAAUAAAUGUUCUCAACUUGGAUGUGUCAACUUUAUUAGCGUACGUGACAAACAUGACCAAUGGAUACGAUCGUUUUAUUUAUCGGGAACCUUUACUCACGCAACAAGCAGAAAUGGAGAGAGAACGUCCAGUGAAACCUAUUUUAGAGGAUUUGUUUAAAGGAAAGAAACUAAUUGUCUGUCAAACUGCUUAUGAAAAUUUUAUGAACAUUAUAGAUGUUAUCGGUGGACCCAAAGAGACUCUUAGGGCAAAAGAACUACUUAGUAAAGUUCAGAUUGUUAAGGAUAUACCAACAGGCAGAAUAAUGGAGAAGCUUAAUUUGGGUGGUAAAAUUAAAGAUAGAUCUAGAUUAGUUUUUGCAACAGGCGAAGAUAUGAAAAGCAUUACAGUAUCUGCGAAUGAGGGAUUUGUUAGAGCAGCACGUAUGCAGGGAAUUGAAUGUACAGUCUUUCUGCAUGAACCUAGAUCUCUCUCAGAGAUUAAAGAAGGUUAUGCAACAAAAAUAGAUCCGUCUUGAUACCAGUCAAAUGCAUUUUAGGUUAUUACAAAAGAAAUAUUCACGCUAUACAAGAAAUAUUUCUAUUGUUUACUAUCAAAUGCUAUUACUAGAUCAGGCUUGAUAAUUAACGCGCAUGUCCAUACUUUCUUCAAAUUCUGUGAAAAAAAAAAGAAAAGAAAGG